CCUCAACUUGAUGAACGGAGUCCAGUACUGGGGUGCUCAAAAUGUAGGGAGUACAUAAUCCCUUUCCCGUUACUUCGUCGACCAGUCGCGCCGAACAAUAUGGAGGGUCGUUGAUGGUUCAGCACCCCCAGCUACCACCACAUGAUGCCCGUUCCCUUUGCGCUGGCGAUGCCGUACAAAUGGGUGUGCCGAUGGGGAAUACGGUUGAUCGAGGGAAGUUUUUUAAUCUCGGAAACCUCGGAGGACUUCAUGGUUAUCAGGAUGUGCAAACCUUCCUCGGUUCGAAUGAAUCGUUAUCCCCAUUUUCCAAUUGGGCUCCGCCCCCUUCUCAUGGACUGCUCACCGGGGCCGUUCCGAGGCCCACAUGUACCUCAAUCGUAUCAAACAAUACUAAUGAAACCACAACAAACGUGGGGACGAUACCCUUCCCACUCCAUCGCACUGUGCUCCAGCCUGGAGGGGGGAACAACUGUGAAAGGAUGGACGGACAUUGUCACGCUUCUGGCAAGAUGGCACUAUUGUCAUAUUCAAAUGAGUCGUGGCAUCAGGAACAACUGUGCGGAUCGGGCACACCAACUAUGUCUGUGCUGUCAACCUACCACGUAGACCCCUCAAGAACCGCCACCUUCUUCGGCCACCAGGACGGUGUGCAAAGAGCACCAAACUACUACGAGACAUCCCUGUCCUGUUAUCCAAAUGCGGGAAGUGUCAUUGUAGGUUUGAUACUACAAGGGCGGCCACUCAUUCAUAAUUUCCAUGUUACCUGACAGCCUGUACAAUUCAUUCCCCCUGUGGUCCCGGUUCAAGCCACUGAGGCCAGUGUUCCCGCCGCACAUCUUGCCCAAGGAGACUUGGGACCUCUCGGCGGCGGCGCUAGCGCCAUCGUCACUUCUGCUAGCUCGGUUGGCUCCCUCGCCACAGCCAACAUAGCAAGCUCUCCAUCGGAAGCUUCUCUGA
Messenger RNA from Pisolithus orientalis, 957 nucleotides. RefSeq lists its product as uncharacterized. Lineage: Eukaryota; Fungi; Basidiomycota; Agaricomycetes; Boletales; Pisolithaceae. Bases 114 to 767 code for a protein of 217 amino acids. The transcript has 3 exons. The record is from RefSeq and is a predicted model, not a curated record.